AUGAAGUCCUUUAGUUUAAAUAUUUUUCUGCUUGUUGCACUAAUAUUAUUGUUAGAUAAACAUCAAAAUGAAAAGCAUUCAUUUGGUGUUCUAGCCGAUCCAGAGCCUUACCGUUCGCCGGAUGUAAUUGCCGCUGAAGCUAGAGCACGUGCCCGUGCUAUUGAAGCUGAAAAUAGGGCUCGUCGGGCUCGUUUGGAGGCUGAAGCAAGAGCACGCAGACUUGAAGCUGAAGCUAGAGCAAGAAGAAUUGAAGCAGAAGCUAGAGCUGCUGCGGCUAGGCAAUUUAUUCUUUUUUAUUUUUAA
Molecule: messenger RNA, 303 nt
Organism: Meloidogyne enterolobii
Lineage: Eukaryota; Metazoa; Nematoda; Chromadorea; Rhabditida; Meloidogynidae
Source: the annotation of a GenBank genome assembly